UUUGUUCAUUUGUGUCUUUACCUCCACAGAAAACGAACCUGUUUUAUUUCAUAGGUACUUUUAAUUUUUACUCAAAAUUGUACGAUUAAAUUUAUUUUUGUUAAUUAAGUUAAGUCAUCGAUCAUUUAAAGUUUUGCAUCAUCCGCCAAGAACUUCGAGGAAAAUGUUUAUUAAAACUCCAUUUGAAAACCAAGUUAAUGCUGUCAAUGAAACUUUGAAAGUUGACAAUAAAUUGCAGUUGAGUCAUCAAAACUUUAUCGAUGACAUCAGAGAACAAUUAAAGAUAAGGAAAAUUUCACUCAUCGAACGAUUGAAGCAUAUUCAAGAGUUUCCGACAACUCACGUUUUGGCUGACCUUUCCUGGAAAGUUUAUGAAGAUCAAGAGAAAGAAAAAUUGCCUGAUGGAUGGAAAUUGUUGACGACAGCACAAAACAAAGAAAUUUCGAAUGGAUAUUUUGGUGCUGCGUUCUUAAAUCCCGAAAGUCAACAUUGCGUUGUUUCUCAUCGUGGAACUGAACUGAGUAAUUUUGGUUCUGUUCUUACUGACAUAACAGGAAUUUUGUUUAAUAAUUAUGCUGGUCAAAUGGAUUCUGCUUGCACAUUUGCUACUAAAGUUGCAGAUGCUUUGAAAAUUAUUGAAAGUGAAAGUGAAGAUACACAUUUCGAGCUCUUUUUUACUGGUCAUAGUCUCGGUGGAUAUUUGGCACAAAUAACAAAUUUUUCGAAUGCUUUCCUUAAACAAAAUGAAGAAACUUUUAAAAGACGAGAACCGAACGAUGGCGAACCUUUUCAUACAUUCGCCAUUGUCUUCGACUCUCCAGGAUCUCUGCCAAUGCUAAUGAAAAUGAAAAGUAAAUUCGAAACAUCAGAUGAUCCAAUUUGUCUCGAAGAUUUAAGUAUAACAAGUUUUCUCAGUGCACCCAAUCAAGUCAACACAUGCAAUGAAGCUUUUGGAAAAGUUUUCCGAAUUUUCAUUGACACUUCGAAAAUGAAUUUUAUGGAUCGCAAUAUUGGAUACACUUUGACAAUGCACUCGAUUGAAAACAUUGUAAAAUUUUUUGGAUCACAUGAUGAAGAUCAAGUGCAGGAAGUUCUUGAAUGGCCACUUCGUGAAGGCAUUACAGGAAUUCAAGAAUUGGAAAAAUUUCUGAAAUAUGCAAAUUAUCGUAAUCAUUAUCACAUUCGAGGUACAAUCAAAGAAGCAUCGAAGAAAAUUUAUGUUCGAUACAAGACUAGAAAGUUUAACAGAACUUCAAAGCCAUUCAGCGUUUUUUCAAGACGAGAAAAAAUGUUUUUGGAACACUUUCGAUGGUUGAAAAAUCUUGCCGAAUAUGCGAGUUUUAAUGAAUAUUUUGAUGAAAUUAAAGAUUGCGAAGAGAUUUUUAAGAAGUUGAAAUCUUUUGAUAUUAUUGAUCAAGACAUUCAUUUUAAAAGAUCAGAAGAAAUCAAAUAUUUCAUUCCACUGAUUAAAAUUUUUCUUAAACUUUUUCCAAACAUCGUGGAGAAAGCUCGAAAGUUUUUGAUUGAUCCUCAAAUUAGAGCAAAGAUAUUUUCAUUUGAGACAAAAAUAGGAUUAAAACACAAGAAAGAAAACUUUUUGGAUUUCAAACCAUCAACCAUUAAUUUAGUUAAUAUUUUUAACAAUCAAUUCUCACAAGUCUCGAUUAGAAAUGGAAAAUCUUAUGAUGGAUUGUCAAUGAUUUUCAAUGAGUUGGAACGUUCAAGUUUCAAAAAUAAAUAUAGCAAUGAUGGAAUUUUAGUGUUGGAUCUCCAAAGAUUUACAAUCGUAAAUGAACUUAUCGAUGUCAAAGAGUAUUUGAAAUCAAGUCAAAAUAAUUUCUUAGUAAUCGUCCACUGUGAAGACAACGUAGAAAUUAUUGAAGAUUCAAGAAAUCCUUUUAAAAAUCUCAUCGAUGCUCUAAAUGAUCAUCCCGAAUUUAAAAUUAUUAUGAUUGGUGGCAGUGAAAAUUUGCAUUUCAACGAUAUUUGUGAGCAAGUGAAAGAGAAAAUUCCUGAUGGUUUCUAUAAAGUUGAGAAAGAAAUUUCAUGGAAUGAUUUAUCAAAAGAUUCUCAGAAGAAAAUCUUGAAAAAAGGCAUCAACUUUCAAGGAAGACAUGAAACACUUGAGAACUUUGAAAUCGAAAACCUAAACGACACUUUGAUGAAUCACAUUUUGAAUUGCGAAGACUUGGAAGUGAAUGUCGAUCCAUUUAUGAAAAACAGCUUUACAGUUUACACAAAUGAUCACGAAAAGAAAGAAUUGAAGGGAAAACUUCUACUCGAAAGUUUAGAAAAUAAUGAAGAUGUUUUGUUCAUUAGUGGAAUUUACAAUGAAAGCUUUGAAAAGUCUUCGGGAGAAAUGAAGAAAAUUCUUCAAGUUGACAACUCAAAUGAAGAAUCUCUUGUUGAUCAUAAUAUUGUGAUCAAUCUUGAACGAUUAAAUGAAUGCAAAAAGAAACUUCAAAUUACUACAACUGUUGGUACUGAUAAAACAUUGGAAGAAUUUGAUGAAAAAUGUCGGAAUUUCUUCGACAAUUCCAAUCGAAUAGUUCAUUGGAUUAAAAUCAAAGACGAUAAGUUAACUUGGAGGAAAAGUUUCAACAACAGUUUAUACAUUGAAAGAAAGUUAAAAACAGAAAAUCGUGUGAUUAAUGACAAACAAUUGCAUGACGAAGAAAAUAAACUCAUUGUUCUUGUUGGCACAAACGGUGAAGGUAAAUCAGCAACGUUAACACAUUUGGCACGUGGAAAAUCCAAAAAGUCUUGGGUGAUUCAUAGAAACUUCAAAGACAUUCCACUCGAUGAAAUGAAAGGCAAUGAACUGAGUCUCGACUCUGUUGCAACGUUAAUUUCAAAAGCUUGCAAUUAUGAUGAAGAAAAUCAUUUGCAAAGUUUUUUAUUACGUCAGAUGCUUUCAAACAAGACCGAAAAGCCAAUAACCUUCUUUUUGGAUAACUUUGAAGAUUUGAAUGACAAAGAUCGAGUGAAGGCAGUGAAUCUAUUAAAAUUUAUUAAAGACAAUACUUCAUGUCGAGUGAUACUGACACUGCCUGAUAAUUUAAUAAAUUUAUUCCAAGAAUUAAAUCCUUCAUCGUACACUUUUGAACGAAUGGAACGAACAGAUAAAGUUAAAUUGUUGAAGGAAUUCUGGAGAACUCAAUUUUCCCUUUUGUGGGGUCACAAAAAAUGUACAGAAAUAUUUUCCGAAGCAAAGAAAUCAAAGUUCAAUAGUUUUGCUGACAUAUUGCUUGAACAUUUAGAUUCAAUGAUUAAUAAAAAGGCUGAUGAGAAAGUUAUGGGUGGUCCGAAACAAUUAAAAUUGCUAGCUGAAGGAUUUAUGGAAGACUUUGAGAAAUUCGUUCAAAUAUCGACAUUGAAACAAAAAAUUAUUGAAGGUUUGAAUCUUAAAUCAAUUUACAUGCAAUAUGUUAAUGCAAAAUAUGAAUUGUAUGUAACAACGAAAGCUCAAGUAGCUUCAAUCGAUCAGAAGAGCAAAGGAAUGUGGCGAUCGUUUCAAAAUAUAUCACUAGACUCAUUUGUGCCACAAGAUUUUCUUACCAAAUAUGAACUUUGUUCAACUGAUUAUUUAAUUUAUCAACUAACGAAGAAUCAAUCAGCGCCAAAGCUUUUGAAGACUUUCACUGGUUAUAUUUUAACUGAUUGCAAAUGUGAGAAAAUAAGAAAAUAUUUGAACACUCAUGAAGAUUUGCUUCCUAAAUGUGUUGCUUUUGAAAUCACUGAUGAGAAUGUUCAGUCGAUUGUUGGUGCACCAAUGAUUACAGCAUGCACAGAAGGUCAUGAAAAUAUUCUAAAAUUCUUGAUCGAACUUCUUAGAAAGAAACCUCAGUUGAAUAAUGUUGAAUUAAUUGAAGAUGAUUCUGGGAAAAAUGCACUCGAUUAUGGAAUUGAAUAUUGUCACAAAGCUUGCGUUAAAACACUCGUAGAAUUUCUCAUGGACUUUGGCAAUGAAGAAAACCUCAAGAAAUCUCUGCAGAACAUCAACGACAAUAUUUUGGAAAGAUUUGCAAAUAAAGCUGAGAGUGAAGAAUACUUGGAAUGGUUCAGUAAAAUUUUGAUCAAAAAUAAUGUACAGAAAACAUUCUAA
Molecule: messenger RNA, 4105 nt
Organism: Clunio marinus
Lineage: Eukaryota; Metazoa; Arthropoda; Insecta; Diptera; Chironomidae
Source: the annotation of a GenBank genome assembly